GGGCAGAUCUAGGGCAGGGGGAGAUCAAGUAAGGGCAGGCUAAGCAUCCCAAGGGGUGCCCCAAGAGUAAGGCCCAGGGGCGGGGAGCCAAGGGGGCGGGCCGGCUAUGUCCCACGGGACCUACUAUGAGUGUGAGCCCCGGGGUGGCCAGCAGCCACUUGAAUUUUCAGGAGGCCGAGCUGGACCCGGGGAGCUAGGGGACAUGUGUGAGCAUGAGGCCUCCAUUGAUCUCUCUGCCUACAUCGAGUCUGGGGAGGAGCAGCUACUCUCGGACCUUUUUGCCAUGAAGCCAGCACCUGAGGGCCGAGGCCUUAAGGGUCCUGGAACUCCUGCCUUCCCCCACUACCUGCCGCCUGACCCACGGCCCUUUGCUUACCCUCCACAUACCUUCGGGCCAGACAGGAAGGCAUUGGGGCCUGCCGUCUACAGCAGCCCAGGGAGCUAUGACCCCAGGGCUGUGGCUGUAAAGGAGGAGCCUCGCGGGCCAGAGGGCAGUCGAGGUGCCAGCCGAGGUGGCUACAAUCCCCUGCAGUAUCAAGUGGCACACUGUGGACAGACGGCCAUGCACCUGCCCCCAACCCUGGCAGCACCCAGUCAGCCCCUGCGUGUCCUCAAGGCCCCUCUGGCCGCUGCUGCGCCCCCCUGCAGUCCCCUCCUCAAGGCACCCUCCCCAGCUGGCCCUUCGCACAAGGGCAAGAAAGCAGUGAACAAAGACAGCCUUGAGUACCGGCUGCGGCGAGAGCGAAACAACAUCGCUGUGCGCAAAAGCAGGGACAAGGCCAAAAGACGCAUUCUGGAGACGCAGCAGAAGGUGUUAGAGUACAUGGCAGAGAAUGAGCGCCUGCGCAGCCGCGUGGAGCAGCUCACCCAAGAGCUGGACACCCUCCGCAACCUCUUCCGCCAGAUCCCUGAGGCUGCCAACCUCAUCAAGGGUGUGGGGGGCUGCAGCUGAGCCUGCUGAUGGACUGUGGGCCACUGGCCUAACCCUGGGGAACCCCACCCUCCUGGGACGCUAGAGCCUUUCACAGUCUAAACCCAAGACAUAGACCAUAGACAAUGGCAGAGGGUGACUAGGGAUGGCAGAAUCCAUAAUGAUUCUGUGGCUGAAUAAAUUGCACUGUGACUUGG
Castor canadensis (American beaver) is the source of this 1128-nucleotide messenger RNA. RefSeq names its product CCAAT enhancer binding protein epsilon (gene Cebpe). Gene Ontology annotation, biological process: myeloid cell differentiation; DNA-templated transcription; regulation of transcription by RNA polymerase II. Gene Ontology annotation, molecular function: DNA-binding transcription factor activity, RNA polymerase II-specific; RNA polymerase II cis-regulatory region sequence-specific DNA binding. The record is from RefSeq and is a predicted model, not a curated record. NCBI's taxonomy places the organism in Eukaryota, Metazoa, Chordata, Mammalia, Rodentia, Castoridae.